Messenger RNA from Echinostoma caproni, 2193 nucleotides. The record is from the annotation of a GenBank genome assembly. NCBI's taxonomy places the organism in Eukaryota, Metazoa, Platyhelminthes, Trematoda, Plagiorchiida, Echinostomatidae.
AUGAAAAUCGCCAGGGUUAAAAAUAAAAUGCCGGCAGAUGUGCAAAUCACAGCAGAACAGCUACUUCGAGAGGCUAAAGAAAGAGAACUGGAAGUGACUCCUAAAGCCCCUCAACAGAAGAUCACAAGCCUAUCCGAACUGCGGGAUUUCCAGUUGAGGAAGCGAAAAGACUAUGAAGACAAUAUUAGGAAAAAUCGGCUCGCUAUGCAGAACUGGAUUAAGUAUGCCAAGUUCGAAGAAAGUCAGGGCGAAAUUCAAAGAGCCCGAUCUGUGUUCGAGAGAGCUCUCGAUGUCGAUUACCGCAAUGUCGGACUGUGGCUCAAAUAUGCCGAAAUGGAAAUGCGAAACAAACAGAUUAACCAUGCACGCAAUUUGUGGGAUCGUGCUGUCGUUCUCAUGCCACGUGCUAAUCAGUUCUGGUAUAAAUACACUUACAUGGAAGAGAUGUUGGGCAAUAUUGCCGGUGCCAGACAGGUUUUCGAACGCUGGAUGGAAUGGCAACCGGAAGAACAAGCCUGGCAUGCAUACAUCAAUUUCGAACUGCGCUACAAGGAACUGAAUCAAGCGCGGCUUAUUUACGAACGAUAUAUCCUUUUACGUGAACGAUUUCGGUUGUUCGAACAUUUCAUUCAGAAAAAGCGGGCGCGCCAUUUCUAUUUCUCCCUGUCCACCACCACUACUAUUGGCCUUGACUUCAGUGCACUUGUUCUUGUUCAUCCAGAGCCCAAAAAUUGGGUUAAGUACGCCAAAUUCGAGGAACGUAAUGGUUUUAUCAACUCCUGUCGCCAAGUGUUUGAAAGGGCAGUGGAGUUCUUCGGGGCGGACAAUCCGGAGGCUCGACUUUUGAUUGAAUUUGCUCGAUUCGAAGAACGACAAAAGGAGCAUGACCGAGCCCGUGUUAUUUACAAGUAUGCGUUGGACAAUUUGCCAAAAGAGGAUUGCCAAGAAAUUUACAAGGCCUAUACACUUCACGAGAAAAAGUACGGGGAUAGACUGGCAAUCGAAGAUGUGAUCCUGAGCAAACGGAAAUUCCAAUAUGAAGAGGAAGUCCAAGCCAAUCCGCAUAACUACGAUGUUUGGUUCGACUAUGUGAGGCUAAUGGAGGAAGAAAGCUCGGUUGAACAGAGUCGAGAAAUCUACGAGCGCGCCGUAGCCAAUGUUCCGCCCAUAAAGGAAAAACGAUAUUGGAGACGGUACAUUUAUCUGUGGCUGAACUACGCAUUGUACGAGGAAUUAACAGUCGCGGAUAUGGAACGUGCUCGUCAGGUGUAUCGUUUUUGCCUGAAGCUUAUUCCACAUCGACGUUUCACUUUUGCCAAAAUGUGGUUGUAUGCUGCAAAAUUUGAAAUUCGCCAGAAAGCCCUUCAAGAUGCACGAAAAUUAUUGGGGACGGCCAUUGGCAUGUGCCCAAAGGAUAAAUUGUUUCGAGGAUAUAUAGAACUGGAGAUUCAGUUGCGCGAGUUCGAUCGAUGCCGAAAACUAUAUGAAAAGUUCUUGGAAUUUUCCCCGGAGAAUUGCACUACAUGGAUGCGGGUGUGGAUCAGUUUCGCCAACUUCGAACUGUGUGCUCACAACAAUAUUUCUAUCGAUGAUCUGGAUGAUGAAGAUGAGAAACGACUGAAAAGUGCGAACAUUGACAAAGAGUUUCUGGUUCGUGAGCACAACGAAAACGAAGUACGGAAAGCAAUCAUCCGUGCCAGAGCCAUCUACCGGGAGUCGAACGAGGCUUUGCGCAAUUGUGAUGACAAGGAACAGCGUGUUCGUUUAUUGGAAGCUUGGAAGGAAUUCGAAUUCGAAUACGGUGAUCAACAGACACAACGUGAUGUGAUGAGGCUUCAGCCGCAGAAGAUCAUACGUAGUCGACGCUUGGGAGACGAGCGAAGUGGAUGGGAAGAGUACGUGGAGUACAGUUUUCCGGACACAGAUGCCGACAAGCCGAAUCAGAAAUUGCUCAAUAUGGCUGCCAGAUGGGCAGAACAGAUGAAUCGUAAAAAGAAACUCGAGAACGAAAGUGAAGAAAGCAGUUCAGAGUCUUCUGAAGAAGAGGAUGAAGAAAAUGGUCUACAAGGCGAUGAGGACGAUGAUCGUGUUCUGGACGAGGACCAGCGGAAGAGGAAAAAUGCGAGCAAGAACGUCGAAGAAAUGGUGCUUCCCGAAGAGGAUGAUGAUGAUGCUGACGACGAGGAUGAAUAA